Rhopilema esculentum is the source of this 2421-nucleotide messenger RNA. Its product is annotated as tRNA pseudouridine(38/39) synthase. Gene Ontology annotation, molecular function: pseudouridine synthase activity; RNA binding. Gene Ontology annotation, biological process: tRNA pseudouridine synthesis; mRNA pseudouridine synthesis. The record is from RefSeq and is a predicted model, not a curated record. Lineage: Eukaryota; Metazoa; Cnidaria; Scyphozoa; Rhizostomeae; Rhizostomatidae. Gene Ontology annotation, cellular component: cytoplasm; nucleus.
UGAUUAUACUUAUUUAGGGGUAAUACGCUAUAGUCCCUUUGUAUAUAGGUAUUGCCCCUUAAUGAAAAUGCCUGCUAUAGAAAACAAUGCAUAAUCUCUUGUAAAGUUUAUGUGUUGAUGCUCAGCAAUUUCUUUCGCAUUCCUUUCCAAUUUUCAUAGACUGUGAGUCUUUCUUGUUGGAGCUUGCCCUAAAAAGAUGUGGCAAGCGAGUCACAGCUCAACUUGCAAAAAGCAAACAAGAAGGUCUUUCAAAGUAUUUAGCGUAUCAAGUUAAAUCAAAAAAGAAAUUUUAAGGGUAUUUAGAUGGUUGAUUUCUUUGUUUCACAGACUUGACAUAUACCAUAUCUAACUGAGCAUGUCAGAUUUAGCCAGAAAACAGAAUUUCAAUUGUACAAUUAAAGUUUUAGUGCGAUAACCAAUAGUGGCCUAGAUAUAAGUACCUCAGUACUUAGGUAUAAAUAAAGCCUUUGUAAAGUGAAGUGAAGUUUUAAAACUAGGCCUACAUUUCAUUUUAUGUACCACAAGUACCGUAGUCUAAAAGUCGCAUUUGUGUAAUUUUCAAAGCUGUUUUUGCAUCUUAUUUUAUUCAGCACAUCAAUUAACGCCAGAAAAAAGUGUCAAUUUUGUAACUCCUUAUAGGUUAGCUGCCACUGGUGAUGCUAGGACCGUCUGGUACAAGCAGUGUUUAUACCUAUAAACCUAAACGGAGUUAGGAUGUUUUUAACAUUAACUUUGUGAGGGUAUUUGAGUGUAAGCUGUCUUCGGAUGAUUUUGUUUUAACCUUUUUCGGACUUUUGUGGACAGGGGAAAAGUUGUGAGCUGGAUAAUAAUCUAUGCCAGUGUUCUUUAUACUAUCCUUUUUAAUCUUUGUUUACAACUUCUUUCACUGGAUUUCUGAUUCCGUAAAUUCAUGUCAUAAGGCAUUUCAAAAAUUUAGAAAGAUAGUGUUCAGAGUAUUGGUAAUGGUCUGUAGCUAGAGUAUAGUGAUCUAUCCGAUUCAGGGAAAUUUUUCCUAUCUAAUGUUUUUUGGCGUUUAACUUGACCUUCUUCUCCCUAGGUUAUUUCAUUAAAUGUCAGAGCCGAAAAAAGUAACACAGCCUCCAGAAUGCAUUACGUUAAGAAUCUCAACCAGGUUCUACCACAAGACAUCAGGGCUUUGGCUUGGGCGCCAGUAUCUGAAGAUUUUGAUGCGAGAUUCAAUUGCUGUACUCGAACAUAUAAAUAUUUUUUUCCUUUAUCAAGUCUUGAUAUAGAGGCUAUGCAGAAAGCCUCGGAUAAGCUUCUUGGUGAGCACGAUUUUCGAAAUUUCUGCAAGGUCGAUGUUGGAAAUAAUGUGAAUCAUUUUGUCAGAAAAAUUGAAUCAAUUAAUAUUUCCGCCUGUGAUGAGAAUGGAGCCCGCGUUACAACUGACAAAGAAGACCAAAUGUUUGAGAUUACUAUAUGUGGAAUGGCAUUUCUUUGGCACCAAGUGCGAUGCAUGGUCUCUGUAUUAUUUCUAAUAGGACUUCGUUUAGAGAGUAGUGAGGUUAUUGACCGUCUUUUGGAUGUCGAGUUUUGUCCCAAAAAGCCACAGUAUUCUAUGGCUUCAGAAGUCCCUCUAGUUUUGUAUGAUUGCACAUUUGAUAAAAUCAACUGGAUAUUCGAAACAGAUCAACUGGAAAGUACUACUAGAAGUUUUCGAAACCGUUGGACCGAUGCAGCUGUUAGGAAAUCGCUUAUUGAAAAAAUAUUUAAAGAUUUGCAAAUUCACAAAGAGGAAGAAGGCCAUUGCUUCAAGGAAGCUAUUCUGCCCCUGAUGACUGGUCAUAGGACAAAAAACUAUCGGCCGCUGCUCACACGACCUGUUUGUGAUGGACUUGAAAGGCAUCUCGAAAAGCAAGCUGCCAAGCGGAAGAAACUCGAAGAAAGACGGGAGGAAACCCCUAAAGAUUAACAUUAUUUUCAAAUAAUAAUCUUGGCGUAGGAAAGAUUUUAUACGUGGAUUCAUGAAGCCUUUUACCUAUUCAACAUUUGGUUAAUAAAAAUAUAGCUCCAUGUGCAAAUUCAACAAGGUUUACUGCGUGAACUUCUUUUUAGAUUUGUUCCUGUUUCCAAAAACUGUUUUUCGUGCAUAGCUGAAGGAAAAAUUGAGUUUGAGAAGCUCUCUCCAUUGUAAAAUGGAUAUGAUAUUCUUUUGUAAAAUAAAAUCCAGAAAUGCCUUUGAAAAAAUAAAACAAUGUAUAGCAUGCAAAAGAUUUUUCGUCUGGCGCUUUUCAUAGUAUCAAUCCUCCGUAUAAGGAACGAAUAUGUUAAGUUAGGAAUUUGAUGUAAUAGUUGUAGAAUUAAAAAAAGCUUAACAGGGACGCGACCAAUCAUUUUCACAUGCUUAUUAAAGUUACUCUAAGGUCCUUAAUAGAAGGGAAGCCAUAAUAGUUGGGGGGU